This is a messenger RNA of Carlito syrichta (Philippine tarsier), 886 nucleotides long. RefSeq names its product chromosome unknown C9orf135 homolog (gene CFAP95). Lineage: Eukaryota; Metazoa; Chordata; Mammalia; Primates; Tarsiidae. Gene Ontology annotation, cellular component: plasma membrane. The record is from RefSeq and is a predicted model, not a curated record. The transcript is spliced from 6 exons. The coding region runs from base 94 to 789 and encodes 231 amino acids.
UGGUUCAUGUGUUCGCGCCGGGCAGGGCAGGACAGGCGCCGCGGGAAAUCCUCUGAGAUUCAUGUAAUUGAGGUCUGAACCUCGAAGAGGCCCAUGGAGAGCCUUGACAGCUCCUCCCAGGACUGGUGCCACAGUAAGCAAUACAGGUUUGAGAUCGGCCCCCCGGACUUGCUGGAGCGCAAGGGCUCCCUGACUCUCCGCUCCCAGCACAAGAAAUACUCGAAACCCGUGUUGGUGUAUUCCUGGCACUGUGACAGAGAAUCUUUUCCCAAAGAUUAUGACAUAGAGGGUCCUGAGGAAGUAAAAAAAUUGUGUAAUUCAACAUAUCGGCGACUUGGAUGUGAUGAACCCCCAAUUUGGAUAUCGGAAACACAUGAACAGAUGUCACAAGUUUAUUUAAACAAAGAAUUGGCUGAAAUAAAGAGCAAGGCCUUGUUGAAUGAGGAAACAAUGAGCUCUGGGAUUAUUGAAAGGGUGACUGGAUUGCCUGCCACAGGCUUUGGAGCUGUCUUGACUAGACAUCCAGCAGAUCGAAGCAAAAUGUGUGCAUUGACCACUUACUCUGAAGAAUUUGCUCCACCACAUGAUUAUCAACCACGUGGUUAUCCCUGUCAAGACGAUUAUUCCAUAGUCCACAGGAAAUGCCGUUCACAGUUCACAGAUCUAAAUGGAGCCAAAAGAUUUGGCAUCAACACUUGGCAUGAUGAGAGUGGGAUUUAUGCUAAUUCAGAUGUAAAACAAAAACUCUACCCAUUGACGUAUGGUCCUAUUGUCCCCUUUUUAAAAUAAUAUAUGGAAUCAAAUUCUCUGACAAAUGAAAGAGUAAUGGAUGCAGCAGUUGAUGGUUUUCUAUCUUAACAAAUGCAAUAGAAGUGUUACUAGAGUA